Molecule: messenger RNA, 1491 nt
Organism: Morone saxatilis (striped sea-bass)
Lineage: Eukaryota; Metazoa; Chordata; Actinopteri; Moronidae
Gene: neu4
Product: sialidase 4
Exons: 3
Coding region: 4-1491 (495 amino acids)
Biological process (GO): ganglioside catabolic process; oligosaccharide catabolic process
Cellular component (GO): membrane; lysosome; cytoplasm
Molecular function (GO): exo-alpha-sialidase activity
Source: RefSeq, a predicted model, not a curated record
AGCAUGAGGUCGCCCUAUUUCCCAGCGAGGACGGUGCUUUUCCACAAGGAGCCAAACGGAGUGACGUACAGGGUCCCUGCACUGCUCUACCUGACCCGCUCCAGAUCCCUCCUUGCCUUCUGUGAGGAGAGACUCAGCCCGUCGGACUCUCAGGCUCACCUGCUGGUGAUGAAGAAAGGCACUUUCUACAGGAACUAUGUGGAGUGGGAGGACAUGCGAGUCCUGGGCUCUGCCUUCCUCCCAGGCCACCGGUCCAUGAACCCAUGCCCGGUGUACGAUGAGUUCACAGGUACUCUCUUCCUUUUCUUCAUCGCUGUUCUCGGCCACACCUCAGAGUCCUAUCAGCUGGUGACGGGGAAGAACGUGACCCGUCUGUGCUACAUCUGCAGCACUGACGACGGAGACACCUGGAGUCCUGUCACCGACCUAACCAAGAGGGUCAUAGGAGAUACAAUCAAAGAAUGGGCCACUUUCGCUCUCGGCCCGGGCCACGGCAUCCAGCUGAAGUCUGGUCGUCUGCUGAUUCCUGCCUACGCUUACCACAUCGAGUGCAAAGAGUGCUUCGGACAGCUCUGCCUGACCACUCCCCACGCCUUCUGCUUUCACAGUGACACCCACGGGCGAACAUGGCGUUUUGGGGAGGCGGUGCCAGGGCCGGAGAGCGUGGAGUGUCAGAUGGUGUCCGUGGAUGAAGAGGAUGGGACUAAUGUGUUGUACUGUAAUGCACGCAGCCCUCUCGGAUACAGGGUGCAGGCCCUCAGUCUGGAUGACGGAGCCGUGUUCCAGGAGGGGCAGCUGGUGCAGCGGCUGGUGGAGCCUCGAAAUGGUUGUCAUGGUAGCACUGUGGGAUUUCCUGCCCCGUUACAUUUAUGUCAUUCUCUUAACCAUCACUUACGCCAACCUAUACAACACUCCAGACACUGGACAUCUUGCAUGACUUACUCAAAUCACACCAACUCACCCUCUCCAAACAUCACCACUUCUGAUUCGCCCAGUCAUAGUGCCCCUCCAGACUUCCUCACCCCCACCUGGGUGGUAUACUCCCACCCUACAUGGACCACCGCCCGCAAGGAUCUGGGCGUGUUCCUCAGCCUAUUUCCCCGUGAUCCAGACAGUUGGCGUGGGCCCUGGGUGAUCUACGAGGGCCCCAGCGCCUACUCUGACCUCGCCUAUCUAGAGUUGCCCCCCUCACCCGGUGCACCGCCAGCUGUGGCCUUCGCCUGCCUGUUCGAGUGCGGUGCCAAAACAGCCUACGAUGAAAUCUGCUUCUGCAUCUUCACUCUCUACGAGCUUAUUGAUAAUCUGCCCCGAAAUGUGCAGCUGGGAAAUAACAACAGUGAAUACGAAAGACAGCAGAACCAAGUGUCUGAGACAAGUCGGAGUUAUACAAGUAGACAUGAUGCUCAAAGUCAGCACCAGGCACCAGUUUUCCAUCAGGUGAAGAAAAGGAAAAAGAAGAGCAAGUUGACUGAGAUGUGCUCUGUGUCCUAA